AUGCAAGAAAAGCUACCUGUUUUUAAAUACGAUGGUGAUCACCAUCAGUUGGAUAUGUAUGGCCCGCGUAGACCUGUACUCUACAUUUUGCUUUCUGAGAUCAUUAUCAUUCAAAAAGCUCUAAGAAGUAAUCUUGAAAAGGUAAUUCCGGAGAAGAAAUCACAACUGCGUGAUCUGAUCGAGAAGACGAUGCCACUGGUUGUCGAAAGUACAGAAAGUAUUCUCUACAAAAAACUUUAUCUUCAUCCCUUUUACUGUGCUGAUGACGAUAGAAGUGAUGAUGCGGAGAUUCUCUUCCAAAGGUUAAUUCAAUCCCUGGUAAUUCCGGAGAAGAAAUCACAACUGCGUGAUCUGAUCGAGAAGACGAUGCCAUUGGUUGCCGAAAGUACAGAGAGUAUUCCCUACAAAAAACUUUAUCUUCAUCCCUUUUACUGUGCUGAUGACGAUAGAAGUGAUGAUGCGGAGAUUCUCUUCCAAAGAACGAAACGAAGCGUGGAGAAGUGUUUACUUAGCGGUUGUUCGGGCAAGGAUCUAAGCCUGCUGCUUGCGCAUCAAACUUUUCAGGAGGAAGAGGAUAAUUUCCAGAAGUUGCCUCAUCAGAGUCACGACCAGUAA
Molecule: messenger RNA, 615 nt
Organism: Gongylonema pulchrum
Lineage: Eukaryota; Metazoa; Nematoda; Chromadorea; Rhabditida; Gongylonematidae
Source: the annotation of a GenBank genome assembly